GGAUAAAGCAGGGCAAGUUUCGCGGUUGGAAACUGCGUCCUAGCCCACAAAUUUCUAGGCGCGGUAUUUUUCAAAUUUUUGCCAGCCAAUUCGCGUCGCGAUAAUUAACAUAGGCGACACGCUUUUCGUAAACUUUGCCACACGUACUUUGGAAGCAAUCUCAUGCACAUACUGUGCGUGGCUGAAAAGCCCAGCGCAGCUAAGCAGAUCGCUGGAAUUCUAUCUCAAGGGAGAUUUCAGACUCGACCGUCACCAGUACAAUACAUAAAGAAUUAUGAUUUCGACUACAGUCUUAAUAACCGCAAUGUCACAAUAACUAUGACCAGCUUAAUCGGCCACGUAAUGUCUUCCGACUUCCCUGACGAAUACCGAGCUUGGCAUUCCUGCCCACCUGAUACUCUAUUUGACGCUCCUGUCAUUGAUAAAGUUAUCGACAAAUCCAAGGACAUUGCACGAAACUUGAAAAAUGAAGUGCGCAAUGCCGACACCUUAUUUAUUUGGACGGAUUGCGAUCGUGAAGGUGAAGCCAUUGGAUUUGAGGUUACCGAGAUAUGUCGCUCAGUCAGACGGAAUAUCCAAGUGUGGCGAGCUCGAUUUUCUGCUAUGCAGCCAGUAGAUUUGCAUAGAGCUGCUCAGCAUCCUACAGAGCUGGAUAUGCGACAAGUGAAUGCCGUCAAAGCAAGAUCCGAACUAGAUUUACGGACGGGAGCUGCCUUCACUCGCUUGAUGACAAUGAGGAUACGAGAUAGCUUUUUCAGUGCUGAAGAGAAAAAGCUAUUGAGCUACGGUAGCUGUCAGUUCCCAACUCUAGGGUUUGUUGUUGACCGGUACCUUGCUGUUCAAAACUUUGUGCCUGAAAAGUUCUGGAAACUAGAUUGCAAGUACACACCAUCCUCCCAACCAACACUACAAAGCCGGCACGUCGCACCAACAGCCAACCAUCAGCAAUUAAAUACAACGUUCAACUGGAAAAGGAACCGUCUUUUUGAUAGGCGAAUGUGUUUUGUUAUAUACGAUAAAUGUAUGCAGAAUCCCAUUGCUCUGGUCACUCGCGUUGUCCAAAAGAUGACUUCCAAACGAAAGCCAUUGCCUCUGACAACUAUAGAAAUGCAAAAGACAGCAUGUCGUGUUCUUCGUAUGACUUCAGAUCAAAUCAUGACGGUCGCAGAAGAACUUUAUACCAAGGGUUUCAUCAGCUAUCCGCGUACAGAAACCGAUCAGUUUGACGGUAACUUUAACUUCCAAGAGCUCAUAGCAAAGCAAUCGGAUGAUCCAGCAUGGGGAGUGCACGCACAAGGGUUGUUAAACGGUGGAUUCGAGACACCGAGAUCAGGACGCAAUAACGAUAAAGCCCAUCCUCCCAUUCAUCCUACUGGUUCAGGAGGCAAUUUGACAGGCAAUGAACGACGAGUGUAUGAAUUUAUAGCGCGAUCGUUCUUAGCUGCAUGCUCAAAAGAUGCGAAAGGUUCAGAAACCGUUGUAGAAAUUGAUAUUGCCGAGGAAAUGUUUGAUGCCAAAGGUCUAGUGGUCUUGGAACGAAAUUACCUCGAUAUUUAUACAUACGACAAAUGGGCUGCAGCUCAGAUUCCAAACUUUCAACAAAAUCAAACGUUUAUACCUUCUGUGUUGGACAUGGUUGAGUCCACCACAACCGCACCAGAAAUGUUGACUGAAGUUGACUUGAUUGGUCUCAUGGAAAAGAAUGAAAUUGGCACAGAUGCAACCAUUCACGAACAUAUCAAAAAAAUUCUCGAUCGAGAGUAUGUUUUCAAACAAAGACACUACUUCCAUCCGUCACCGACUGGAAUUGCUCUUGUUCUAGGAUAUGAUGAAAUUGGAUUCGAUCUCAGUUUAACAAAACCUUUCUUAAGGCGUGAGAUGGAGGCGGAUCUGAAACGAAUAUGCAAUGGAGAACGCUCGAGGGAUAACGUAGUUCAACAGAGCUUAAUACGAUAUCGAGAUAUCUAUACCAAGUCUACGAAUGAGUUUGACAAAUUAAUAGAGUCAUUCCGAAGACACGUCGGCAACCGAGGAGGAAAUCGUACCACUUCAAAUGGAAAUCCACCACCGCCUCCAAGCGAUGGUGGAAAUGGACCUUCCGGCGGUGGUCCUUGGCGACCAGGUGGUGGUGGUGGUGGUGGAGGUAAUGGACCCGGAUCAGGACCAGGUGGAGGAGGCACAUUGCCUUACAGCGGCAGCAAUGGCAAUCAGACAAACGGCUGGGCGGCUGGAAACAUUGACAAUCCCAAGUGCAAUUGUGGUAUUCCAAGUCGAAGAAAUACUGCUCAAAAGGAUGGACCUAACAAAGGCCGAUCAUUUUUCCGAUGCGGCGACAGUACAAAGGAAUGUGGAUACUUCGCCUGGGCUGACGAGCCACCGCGAACAACCGGACCUAAUUGCGACUGCAAUAAACCAUCUUUCUCUCGCACUGUGGCUAAAGAGGGCCAAAACCAAGGUCGAACAUUCUUCAGCUGUGCCCUUCCACAAGACGAUAACAGUCGAUGUAAUUUCUUUGCUUGGGAGGAUGACGGCGCUACCACGUCGUCAUCGACUACGUUUAAUCAUCAUCAAGAAUCCUCCAGUUCCACCUCAGCACCCAUGUGUGGUUGUGGACAGCCAGCUAUUCAGCGACGGGUGAUCAAGGAAGGUGCAAAUAAGGGCAGGCUUUUCUACAAGUGCGCAGCAUCGUUUGCAAAUGACAAUGGAGGUUGUGGGUUUUUCGAGUUUCAAGACGAACCGACAUCGCAUACUGCAUUAUCAGCAACUCAAGCUUUAAUCAUGAAUACGUCCCCUACUACAAUGAGAACAUAUCGAAAUGCUCAUGAAAUGGGAGGUAGUACAUCGGAACCCCGUAAGACAUGCAGUUGUGGUCUAAUAGCGGUAUCGAAGAAGAUCACCAAAGCCAACAGUGCGAAUCGUGGCAAGAUGUUUUGGUCUUGUCCAAAAGAGUCGAAAUUCUCUCGAUGCAAUUAUUUCGAACUGACAGAAGACACCAAUGUACAAUCUGCUGUAUCUGGAGGCAGUACAUGCUUCCAAUGUGGAAAGCCUGGCCAUUACGCCUCAGCGUGCCCUAGCUCACGUAGCCGGUAGAUGAUUGACUGUAGUAUACAACUUCAACACCAUAUCUUUGUAAUAUAAAUCAAUUUUAAUAUAGCCGAGGUCGAUCAUUUUGGUAACAUACAGUAUGCACCGUAAAGUAUCAGACAUAGAAGUACA
Molecule: messenger RNA, 3216 nt
Organism: Umbelopsis ramanniana AG
Lineage: Eukaryota; Fungi; Mucoromycota; Umbelopsidomycetes; Umbelopsidales; Umbelopsidaceae
Exons: 9
Coding region: 163-3090 (975 amino acids)
Biological process (GO): DNA topological change
Cellular component (GO): nucleus
Molecular function (GO): DNA binding; DNA topoisomerase type I (single strand cut, ATP-independent) activity; zinc ion binding
Source: RefSeq, a predicted model, not a curated record